UUAUGUGUUGGAGACUGAGUGUAGUAAUAACAUGCGCUCGACGUGUCAGCUCGCUCAGUGUCUUGCCGUCUGUCAACCGUUUAUUGGAAUAGAAAAGAGAGACAUGAUUGUCGCGUUUGUAUCUUUGAUUCUUGGAGCUGUGAUAAUUCUUUAUCUCUACCUAACGAGGAACUUCAAAUACUGGCAAAAACGUGGAGUUCCUUGCGUGAAUGGGACCACUUUACCGGGAAUUGGUCAUAUGUGGGAGUUUGUCAGUGCAAAAAUUACUUUCAAUGAGUUCUGUCGCAAAAUCUACCAUGGCAACAAGGAUCGUAGCAUGGUCGGUUUCUACAAUUUCUCAACACCUACACUGAUGAUUCGCGAACCGGAGUUGGUGAAAACAGUGUUGCAAACGAAAUUUACGAAUUUUCACGAGAAUGCACUCAAGAUCGACCCUGAUCUGGAUCCCCUUAUGGCUAACAAUCCUUUCUUCACAUACGGAGAGAAAUGGGUAACCGGAAGAAAGCGUCUGACUUAUGCCUUCUCCAGUAUGCGAUUGAAGAUCUUACUUGAGAGUGUUAAACAAGUAUGCGGAGAAUUUGAGACCUUCUUAAAUAUAAAGUUGAACAAGAAAGAAAAAGCGGAAGUCGAAUUGAAGGAUCUCUUCGCCAAAUACACCGCGCAGGUGGUAGCAAACGCCGGUUUCGGCGUUAAUGGAUUCUGCUUCGACGAUAAGAAGCAGCACAAGUCCUUCUACGAGAUAGGCAAGUCCUUCCUCGAGCCGUCUGCUAUAAACAAUAUGAUCUUUACCCUUGUGUUUCUAAUACCUUGGUUGGGCAAAGUUUUCAGAAUAAGAUUUUUACCGAAGAAAGUCGAUCGUUUCUUCAGAACGUUGGUCAACGAUAUUAUGGAGCAAAGAAGGGCAAGCGACACGCAAAGAAACGACUUUUUCCAAUUGAUGGUUGAAUUAGAGCGUACGGAAAGUAAUGAAUUUGACCUGGAAGUUUUGGCGUCUAACGCGAUGUCGUUCUUCGUCGACGGCUAUGAGACUUCCAGCUCCGCUUUGACCUUCGUUGGCUUCCAUUUAGCUGCAUACCCAGAAGUGCAGAAGAAAUUACGCGAAGAGGUGAUGACUGUACUGUCCAAACACAAUGGCAUACUUACGUACGACGCUUUGAGAGAAAUGGCAUACAUGGAUCAAGUAAUAAGCGAGUCACAGAGAAUCGUGCCUACAAUUGGAUUUAUGAACAGGAUUUGCACGGAUGCGACUGAAUUAAGAGGAUCCGACGGAAUUGUUUGCUCUGUGGAACCAGGGACAAACAUUCUAAUACCCGUUCAUGGUCUGCAGGAAGAUCCUUGCUAUUGGGAAAAUCCGCACGUGUUUGAUCCUGAAAGAUUCGACCCGAGCAAGAAACACAGUAUCGAGAGAUUCGCCUUUCUUCCCUUCGGUGAGGGACCACGAAUUUGCGUAGGAAUGAGGAUGGGCCUGUUACAGAUGAAAGCGUGUCUCGCUGUGCUCUUAAGAAAGUUCAGUUUGGAGCUUUCUCCGAGGAUGCAAAUGCCUUUAAAAUUAAAAUCCUCAGUUUUUCUAUACGCGCCAGUGGGUGGUGCUUGGGCCUUCAUCAAACCAAUUUAAAAGUGCACGACUUUUAUUAAUCCCCUAUAACUUGUUGCUUUAUUUUUUAUCCGUCAAAUAAUUUCUCUCUUGUAAUCUGAGAUCUAUUGAUAUUAUUCACAAUUUGUUUAUUUUUGUAUCAAACAUUUCUUAAAAAUUUCAUUUACUUUUGUUGUGAUGACGUUUGCAUAAUAUUUUGAAUGGAGUAAAUCAUAUUUUAAGGAAAACUCACGUAGAUUAAAUUUGAUAGAAAAUAAAGGAAAUUGUGUAUUUGUUCGGAAAAUAGCAAAAUUUCUGUGUUUGUAUCUUUUUAAAUAGAUAUUUCGUUCUAUUCUAUCAUAUGGUAGUGAUGCUAUUGUAGUAAAGAAACGCCAAUGUUUUUAGACAUAAUAUUAUCAGUGACGCAUUCCGCGUGCGAGUCUCUUGAUGUAAUAUGUUAUCAUACAUUAUAUAGAUGUAAUGUUAUCAUACAUUAUAUAGAGCAUUACGCAAAGUGCUGUUAUGUAUAAUAACAAGGUUAGAGUUUUAUGAUAACAUUGAAAGAAGCAAUAAUGGAAAUAAAAUAUAUUAUUUCAAAAAUAUAAAAAACGAAGAAAAA
This is a messenger RNA of Dinoponera quadriceps, 2192 nucleotides long. Its product is annotated as cytochrome P450 6j1-like. NCBI's taxonomy places the organism in Eukaryota, Metazoa, Arthropoda, Insecta, Hymenoptera, Formicidae. The coding region runs from base 32 to 1615 and encodes 527 amino acids. Gene Ontology annotation, molecular function: heme binding; iron ion binding; monooxygenase activity. The transcript has a single exon. The record is from RefSeq and is a predicted model, not a curated record.